AGUAGGUAUCAUCACACUUGACCUUUGGGUUUUCUUCCUUUGGAGCCAAACUUUCAAAACCCCCAAACCCAAUCUCUUACGCCGUCUUAAUUUUUUCUCCUUCUCCGAUCCCACCAUUUUCUCCUAAUUCUGGUUAACUUCUCAUCGCCGGUUACUUGAGUUCAACAAAUCAAUUUAAAAUUUUGCUCCUGCUAAGCAUCAGGCCUUUAUUUUUAGCAAGGUAUUUUUCAAUUCACAAUGGCUAACGAGCAACCAAAAGAUCAUAGUGAUGUAUCUUCCUCAACCGCAUCUACGAACGCUGAAAAACGAAAACUGUAUAAUAAACGAUAUUAUCUUUCACGCAAAGAGAAAAACAAAGUAGUAAAAGAUUGUAUGGAUGACGGGAAACCAAAAGAUUGUAGUGAUUUACCUUCCUCAACUGCAUCUACGUUCGCUGAAAAACGAAAACCGUAUCAUCAACGAUAUUAUGCUUAUAAAGCAUUAAACGUCGGUACCGGCGAUAUCUCUCAAAGUGAUUUAUCAAUAGAAAGGAUGCCUCAAAGAACUUUACAAACUAAUAGUAGUCAAAUGACACAAAUGAAAGAACUGCCACAAAUACCACAAAUGCCAAUACCACGAAUGCGAAGAGAGGCUUUGAUACUUACUUCGGCUGAAAAACGAAAGGAGCGCAAUAAACGAUAUUAUGCUAAACGCAAAUGGAACGGAAGAUGUGUUCCAAACGGCAGUCAAAGUACACAACCUCUGACCGAUGAUAAUACUUCGGCUGACGCUGAAAAACGAAAGGAGCGCACUUUGUACAAAUGCAUUUUGCGGUACUCAGGUAUCAAAAUGACGAAUUCCGAGAUUAACACGACUGAGUUUGGGACCAAUGUAGCUGGGCCCAACACAGAUCAUAAAAAACCGGUUUUAGCAAAUAAGAAGGUAGUUCUACAAGACGUGCAGAACGAUAAUAGUAACUCCACACGUAAUGCUGCUGGUCCCACCACAGUUCAUGAAAAACCGGUUUUAGCAGCCAAGAAGGUAGCGCUACAAGACGUGCAGAAUGAUAAUAGUAACUUCACACGUAAUGUAGCUGGGCCCACCACAGUUAAUAAAGAACCGGUUUUAGCAGCCAAAAAGGUAGUGCUACAAGACGUGCAGAACGAUAAUAGUAACGUAGCUGGGCCCACCUCAGUUCAUAAAAAAACGGUUUUAGCAACCAAGAAGGCAGCGCUACAAGACGUGCAGAACGAUAAUAGUAACUCCACACGUAGUGUAGCUGGGCCCACCAUAGUUCACAAAGAACCGGUUGCAGAUGCAUGUAAAACAAUUGGAACCAAAAGGGUUGCACCGGACCAUGCUUCAUCUCCUAUUUUGACCAAUAACGGUGCACAUGAAUUUGAAGGAAACCGAAAGAAAAAUGUGGGUCAACCAAAAUCUGGAAGUUUGACCCAAAUUCAGCAAGAAGCAGGCCAGAUAAGCGGGAAGAAUGUGCUUAAUGGUUCUUUGGUGGGGCCAAACCAGACGGCUUUAAAACCAUAUGUUUCUCGGUUAAAAGAGUCUAAUGAUGAAGAGUGGGCAGAACGAUUUAUUCGCUUGCAGAAUUUUAUCAAGCAAUGUGAUGGAUCUGAUCAUAGAGAGAAUACGCAAUUGCUCGUGCGUUUAUCACCCUCGGAACUUUGCAAACAUGCGGUUGAGCUGGAGAAAAGAGCGAUUCAGUUAACCAUAGAAGAAGGAAAAGAGAUGGAAAGAAUGCAAGCAUUAAAUAUCUUAGGGACGCCUUUAUUAACCAGAAAUCCAAUCCCGAUAACACAACAAAAGAACUGAUUUCCAAAGGUGCAAAUAGGUAGGAAAUUAAGGUGCCUUCACCAGCAGAAUUCCGAGGUGAAUUUAACGUUUUCGGAUUUGUUUUGUUUAUAUCAAAAUUAUUAUGUAUUUUGUGAAAUCAGUUGCAUUAUGUAAUGCCUGGUUAUUUUUGGGUUUCAUUGGUUAUCUUUUGUUCUUGAUGUGUUAGCUUUAGAACUAAUUUGAUAUGAUGACUCAUUUGCAGUUUUGCACUUUAA
This is a messenger RNA of Helianthus annuus (common sunflower), 2042 nucleotides long. RefSeq lists its product as uncharacterized. NCBI's taxonomy places the organism in Eukaryota, Viridiplantae, Streptophyta, Magnoliopsida, Asterales, Asteraceae. The record is from RefSeq and is a predicted model, not a curated record. The coding region runs from base 238 to 1806 and encodes 522 amino acids. The transcript has 6 exons.